Messenger RNA from Caenorhabditis elegans, 1089 nucleotides. RefSeq names its product Skp1-related protein (gene skr-17). NCBI's taxonomy places the organism in Eukaryota, Metazoa, Nematoda, Chromadorea, Rhabditida, Rhabditidae. The record is from RefSeq and is marked reviewed. Gene Ontology annotation, biological process: ubiquitin-dependent protein catabolic process; protein ubiquitination. The transcript is spliced from 2 exons. Bases 362 to 904 code for a protein of 180 amino acids.
AGAUUUUCUCUUCCCUACAAUCUUCGGAGAUCUCGUAUGGAUAUGCUUUCGAUAUAGGUUCAGUUCUUACUACUAGUAACAUUUGAGAGAGCUUAAAAUUUAAAAAUUGUAAACCGUUCGAAUUUGUUCUGGUGUGGGGUUCGCAUGAUAUUGAUCGUUUUUAAUAUUUACGAUGAUUUUUUGUGUUGUGCGAGGGUGUUUUAAAAUUUGAAUUUGCCGCCGAAUGAAGUAGAACAAGAACGCAAAUGCGCUCUGUGGCGAAUGGUGUUCGACAAAAAGUUUUUAAGAUCAUUUUCUCAGCAAAAUUUCGUUUCCUUUCUAAUUUUUCCAUUUCAGACAUCACAUUUCGUCCGGAAAGCAGAUGCCGAAGAAGAACAAUACAAAACGAGCACCACCAAGUGUACCAAAGCCGUCCGGUCCGCCACCUCGAUUACUUCAACUGACAUCCUCAGAUGGACAUUUGUUGCAGGGAGACAUCCGGGCCCUCCUCCUCUCAAGUACACUUGCUGCAACCAUCAGAGAGCUAGGAUAUGACAAGGAAUACUGUGCUGAAUUAAAACCGGUACCUGUGAACAAUGUUGUUGGAUUUACAUUAAAAUUACUGAUUGAAUGGUGCGAUAAACACAAAGAAGAUGAUCCUGCAAUUGCACUGGCCGAGAAGGACAAGAAAAAUAUUUGCAUUCCUUCCUGGGAUAGACAUUUUCUCAGUAGACUGCCAAUGUCAAAUUUGUUCGAUCUGAUUACUGCUGCAUAUCAUUUGGACGUUACCGGACUUAUCAAUUACGGCUGCAAAACAGUUGCCAAUUCUGCGAAAGGAAAAAAUGCCGAGGAAAUGCGAGAACUUUUCGGAAUACCUGAACCAUGGGAACAACCAUCUACAUCGACUGCUACAUGGGAUGAUUAAUUUUCUGUUACUAUCUUCGAUCUUCAAAUAUUUCAAUUGCACAAAACCGGUAUUAUGGAAACAAUCAUUUCAGCCAUGUCAAAUUGCAAUCGAGUUAUUCUUUGAAUACUAUUUUUGUUUGUUAUUUAUUAUAUCUUUAAAAUUGCAUAGGAUCGCUCAAUGAAAAUUACUUUAUAAAAAAUCAC